AUGUCCCUCAUUCUCUCCCCCCUUCUCAUCUUUAUCGCCUUUCUCCUCCUUCUCCUCGUGACCCUCUCCGCACCAUUCAUCCAUCCCAUAUACCUAUUCCGUCUAUCCGUACAUGCCUCUAGCUCUCUCUUCAACGCCGGUGUAAACGCCUCUGCCCAAUUCGGCGCUUUCGGCUAUUGUUUAUCGGCCAUCCAGGUCGCUCACACAACCUCGAUCCAGAAUCUAAUCUCUCGAACAACUACAGCUGCCCUUGUGAUCCAUCCCAUAGCUGCUGGCCUCAGCUUUCUCGCUUUGCUAACAUCCCUCUUCAUGCUCCGUCGCGGCCAAAACGGCACCGCAAGACUUCCAUCCCUCCUGACCCUUAUCGUCGGAUCCACAGCUGCAGUCCUAACCACCAUCGUCUUUCUCAUUGACGUGAUCUUGGUAGCUGUCCUACGCCAUCGCAUACAAAAGGCUUCUGAUGGCGAUCUUACCUUGAAUUGGGGAAACGCGGUCUGGAUGAUCCUUGGAGCGACUGUUGCCUUAUGGUCAGCGAUGCUUGGAGCCGUUUGCGGCGAAAUACUAAUGACUUUACGAAUCUUCUGGACGGAAUUUAUGCCUAGACACGACUGA
This is a messenger RNA of Laccaria bicolor S238N-H82, 612 nucleotides long. RefSeq lists its product as uncharacterized. The coding region runs from base 1 to 612 and encodes 203 amino acids. Gene Ontology annotation, cellular component: cell division site; plasma membrane; growing cell tip. NCBI's taxonomy places the organism in Eukaryota, Fungi, Basidiomycota, Agaricomycetes, Agaricales, Hydnangiaceae. The transcript is spliced from 5 exons. The record is from RefSeq and is a predicted model, not a curated record.